AUUGUAGUUGAUUCACCUCAACCAGGUCAAACUCGGAUCGGAUCUCACAACUAUGGUUUCCUUUCCAUAAUGAAACAAACGGAAAGCAGCAGUCCUCUCUCGGUUUGUUUUGACUGCGGGCAAAUCUCGGCCCUUCAGCCAGGGGCAUAUGCGUUAGCAAACCGAAAAACGAAAUCUUAAAACAAAAAGGCGAUUUGGCUCAAAUCCAGCUUAAUUAUACCUUAAUUAGGAUUAGUGGUGCCUAAAACAAGCAUUUGCUCUGCUACAUUUUUUAACACCCAGCACCAGCUUUAAGAUCCACAGAUUUCUUCUUUCCCUCUAAAGGAAUAACUUUUUUUUUUUUUAAUUAUCGCAUAGCUCAAUGCGAGCAUACAUAGCGUCUCCUGAAUCCUAAAAUUUCCUGCUUUUCUGUAUGUGGCUGUGUAUAUGAUAGAUAUAAACCUUGAAGAUUGUUCUUUUAUACGGUUUUUGAGUGAUCAGCUGGUGAUAUAAAGCUCGCAUUGCUCGAAAUGGGAGAGAAAACGAGGUCCAGGGGUUGCUUUGGGUGGUUUAUUGUGGCUGUAGUUUUGGCAUUGGUUGUGGUUGCCGUUGUUUACACUGUUAUAAAGAAAACUCAUAAAUCCGAUGAGGCCAGUCCUGCUCCAGGUCCGCCUGGCGCCGUCGAGAAGAAGUACGCUGAUGCUCUUAAAGUCGCUAUGCAAUUCUUCGAUGUGCAGAAGUCUGGUAAGUUGGAGGAUAACAAGAUAUCUUGGAGAGGGGAUUCAGCUCUUCAAGAUGGGAGUGAAGCGAAAUUGGACCUCUCAAAAGGCAUGUAUGAUGCCGGAGAUCAUAUGAAGUUCGGUUUUCCAAUGGCUUUUACUGCCACAGUGUUAUCUUGGGCCAUUCUGGAGUAUGGGUAUCAAAUGAAUGCAGUUAAUCAGCUGGAACCCGCUCAAGACUCGCUCAAGUGGAUCACUGACUACCUUAUCAAUGCUCAUGCUGAGGACAAUGUGCUCUAUAUUCAGGUUGGUGAUCCUAAGACAGACCAUGGUUGUUGGGACAGGCCUGAGGACAUGACUGAGAAGAGGCCCCUCACUCAGGUGAACAUAUCUUCUCCAGGAACAGAUGUUGCAGCUGAAACUGCAGCAGCUAUGGCUUCAGCAUCGCUGGUGUUUAAGAAAAGUGACCCCACAUAUUCAAGCACUCUCCUUGAGCAUGCAGAACAAUUAUUUAGUUUUGCUGAUAAACAUAGAGGUUCCUAUAGUAAGAGCAUCCCCCAAGUUCAGACUUAUUACAAUUCAACAGGAUAUGGAGAUGAGCUCCUGUGGGCAGCUAGCUGGCUCUACCAUGCUACAGGGGAUCAAUCAUAUCUUCAAUAUGUGACUGGGCAAAAUGGAAAAAUCUUUGCAAACUGGGGAAGUCCAACCUGGUUUAGCUGGGACAAUAAGCUAGCAGGAACGCAGGUUUUGUUGUCCAGAUUAACCUUCUUUGGUGAGAAGGAAUCCUCAAACUCAGGCCUUCAAAUGUACAGGAAAACAGCUGAAGCUGUGAUGUGUGGCCUUAUACCGGAUUCUCCAUCUGCCACAACCAGCAGAACUGACAGUGGACUUAUAUGGGUCAGUGAAUGGAACGCUUUACAACAUCCUGUUGCUUCUGCAUUUUUAGCUACUCUUUAUAGUGACUACAUGCUUACAUCGAAGACCACUAACCUAUCAUGCAAUGGAGAAUCAUACAAGCCAGCAGAUCUUCGGACGCUUGCCAAGUCCCAGGCUGAUUACGUCUUGGGCAACAAUCCUCUGAAAAUGAGCUUUCUAGUUGGAUAUGGUGACAAAUACCCACAAUACGUGCACCAUAGGGGAGCUUCAAUCCCAGCUGAUGCAACAACUGGCUGCAAGGAUGGCUGGAAAUGGCUUGAUUUAGAGGAACCCAAUCCCAACGUAGCUGUUGGAGCACUUGUAGGUGGGCCCUUCCUAAAUGAAACAUACGUUGAUUCUAGGAACAACUCAAUGCAAGGGGAACCAAGCACAUAUAACAGUGGACUAAUUGUUGGGCUGCUGUCGAGCCUGAUCACCACCUCUCCAGCAGUUCAAUCCUUCACCUAAAUCAAUCUGGGUACAUAUACAGUGACACAUUGUUUGUAUUUUAUGUAGUUGUUACUUGCCAGGGUUGCUAUUUGAUAUCAUAUUUUGUUCCACACUGAAACCUGAGUUGCGUUCUUGUGUAAGAAGCAUUCUUUUUGUUGUAAUCGGUGGAAUAACCCUAAAUACGAAUGCUCUUCCUUAGAAGUUUCAA
Messenger RNA from Hevea brasiliensis (rubber tree), 2271 nucleotides. Its product is annotated as endoglucanase 10. Lineage: Eukaryota; Viridiplantae; Streptophyta; Magnoliopsida; Malpighiales; Euphorbiaceae. Gene Ontology annotation, molecular function: hydrolase activity, hydrolyzing O-glycosyl compounds. The transcript has 6 exons. Bases 510 to 2081 code for a protein of 523 amino acids. The record is from RefSeq and is a predicted model, not a curated record. Gene Ontology annotation, biological process: carbohydrate metabolic process.